AUGGAGUACGUCGAAAGAUCUCAUAGGAAACGGAGAUAUAAUAAACUUGAAAAUACGUUUGUAAAUACGAAAUAUGCUGACUCACAUCUCUCGACCAGUCCUUCACUUACGAAAGGUCCUACUAUUCCACAAAAGUUAAUAUCUUGGCCCGUGUUUGAUCCACAGAAUAUAAAUAUUUGGCUGGAAAAGCUGCAAGGAAUAAAGGAGUGUUUCGAAUUAGACGAUACAACAUUUAUCUCCACACUAAAGUUACAAUCAGAUAUAGAUUUAGUAAAAAGAAUCAGGCUAGAAGAGGCAAAAGGAUAUGAAUUAACCUGGCCUAGAUUGAAAGCACAGAUUAAAAAAUGGUAUGAAACAGAUUCCACUGUGAAGAAAACAAUUAAAAUGUACGACAGAAUUCAAGGGAGAUUAGAAUCGGCCUUUUCAUAUGUGUUAGAUAAACUAGAAUUAAUUAAUUCUUUAAAUCAUGAAUAUUCGGAGAUGGAAAAAAUAGAAUUAUUAAACAAUGGUUUGCAAAAGGAAGAAAGAAUGGCUAUUGCGAAUAAAACAUUCCAUAUCUUAGAUGACUAUACCAACGCCAUUAUAGAAUUAGACUCGAUAACAAAGAGAGAGCGCGAAAAAUACUACAAAAGUUUCAGUUUAGGUGAAUGUUCAAACAGGCCUAAUGGAGUUUCAAGGUCGCAUAAGCCUUACAGCCAUUUUUACAAAGGACAAUCGAGUCGUCAAAAUCGUGAACUAAUGGACCCUGAAAGAAAAUCUGUAUACAAUAAGCGUUCUAAAACCUUUAGGAGAACUAACAAUAGAAACAAUGACGUACAACCAGAACAUGCUAUAUCUCGAAAUCAGACAGUCUCAGAAGAAAGUUCUCACGAUAUUAUUUGCCAUAACUGCUGGAAUAGGGGUCAUUAUAAGAAAAGCUGUAAACAUCCAAAAUUUUAUGCAUUUGAAAAAAUGCGCCAACUCAUGGAUAAACUCGAAAAUCAAAAUGAGGAACAAAAAAACUAA
Messenger RNA from Centruroides sculpturatus (bark scorpion), 1005 nucleotides. RefSeq lists its product as uncharacterized. The transcript has 2 exons. Bases 1 to 1005 code for a protein of 334 amino acids. The record is from RefSeq and is a predicted model, not a curated record. Lineage: Eukaryota; Metazoa; Arthropoda; Arachnida; Scorpiones; Buthidae.